AUGGAGCAGCAGGGACGGCCCAGCGAGACCUUCGUUGUGGAGGACUUGCUAGACUUCUCCCUUGAGGACUGUGGCUGCGAGGAGGCGCCAGUGAGCUCGGCGGAGGACUCCGCCAUCAUCUCCCUCGGUGGGAGCUUCAACUCCCCCCAUGGCGGCGAAACUUACUUCUCUGAGGAACUCGCCUGCAGUCGCUUCGCGGAUGCCGGCCUCUCCGGAGAAGACUUAUGCCCGCCGGUUUGUUUCUCCUCCUGGAUUUCAGACACCACGGAUUUCAUCAGAGAUUUCUCCUUUUCCCGGAGAGGUUGAUCUCAAAGAUUAUACGUUUUUGGCGGGCUUCUGAAUUGGAUUCCUUGUUCGAUCGACAGUGCGACGAGCUCGCAGAGUUGGAGUGGCUGUCAAAUUUCGUUGAGGAAUCCUUCCACACCGAUGACCUGCAGAGGCUCCAGCUGACAUCCCCAUUCAACCCGUCAUCCUCGUCCUCGGGGCAAUCAGGUGUCGCCGCAGUCUUCUACAACUUCCGCGUGCCGGGAAAAGCGAGGACCAAGCGCCGCCGCCUUCCGCCGCUGUCCAGCUGGUCCUCCUACCGCCCGGUCAUUUCCCCGAAUGCUUCUUCCUCAUCGCCGCCCUAUGAGACCAGCUCGCCGGCCAGCUCUAGUUCCACGGCGAGAAAGGCGCCGACGGCGAAGAGGAAGAUGGAGCAGUACGUGCCGGAGGGGCAGAAGUGCCUCCAUUGCGCCGCCACCAAGACCCCACAAUGGCGGGCGGGACCCAUGGGCCCGAAGACGCUAUGCAACGCCUGCGGCGUGAGGUACAAGUCUGGGAAGCUCGCGCCGGAGUACCGGCCGGUGGCGAGCCCCACUUUCCUACCGUCGCAGCAUUCUAAUUCCCACCGGAAGGUUUUGGAGCUGCGCCAGCGGAAGGGGUUGACGGCCGCCAGUCUCUCGCCGGAAUUCUGA
Messenger RNA from Spirodela intermedia, 956 nucleotides. The record is from the annotation of a GenBank genome assembly. Lineage: Eukaryota; Viridiplantae; Streptophyta; Magnoliopsida; Alismatales; Araceae.